This is a messenger RNA of Amphiprion ocellaris (clown anemonefish), 2077 nucleotides long. RefSeq names its product ubiquitin carboxyl-terminal esterase L1 (ubiquitin thiolesterase) (gene uchl1). NCBI's taxonomy places the organism in Eukaryota, Metazoa, Chordata, Actinopteri, Pomacentridae. The transcript is spliced from 8 exons. The record is from RefSeq and is a predicted model, not a curated record. Gene Ontology annotation, biological process: ubiquitin-dependent protein catabolic process; protein deubiquitination. Gene Ontology annotation, cellular component: cytoplasm. The coding region runs from base 422 to 1099 and encodes 225 amino acids. Gene Ontology annotation, molecular function: cysteine-type deubiquitinase activity.
UCAACUGAUUCAACCGUCAAACCGUCAGAAUAUAUCGUUGAAGUAGCGGAGUCACUGCCAAACACCGCAAACAUGGAAUGGACCGCCAUGGAAAUCAACCCCGAGAUGCUGAACAAGGUGCGUAUGAAACGUUAGCCGCCGAGUAAUGGCGACAUGUUUGUAACCCUUUGAUCCAACUGUCAGGUAAGUUUGGGGAGGCAGUUGAACUGAGACCAGUGUUGUCAUAACCUCAGGUAACUACGCACCACCGUGUUAGUGCAGUUAUUGUAACCUGUGCUGACCUAACCUGACGUUCAUGUCAAUUUAAUGAGCGGCAGCAUCCUUCCAGGAGCUUCCCCCGGUGUCUAGGCUGAAGGGUGUGGUCUGAGUGGAGCGGCACAACGCAGCAUCUCUGAACGGCCUCGCCAGGCAUCAUUCAUCGAUGUCCGAUUGUUGUGCUGUUCGGUCAUCCAUUCAUCCGAGCGUGUUUCGUGUGUUUCAGAUGAUGAACAAGCUAGGCGUGGGUGAGAGCUGGCGCUUUGUUGACGUGCUAGGGCUGGAGGGCGAUCAGCUCUCCGCCGUCCCGAAACCGUGCUGUGCCUUGAUGCUGCUCUUCCCCCUGACGCAACAGCAUGAGUCUUUCAGAGCGCAGCAGGCAGACAAGGUUUCAGGAGGCUCUGAGGUUUAUUUCCUGAAGCAGACAAUAGUCAAUUCUUGUGGCACCAUCGCCCUGCUGCAUGCUGUGGCCAACAAUAAAGGCAAACUCAGUUUUGGUAAUGACUCUGCGCUGAAGAAAUUUCUAGAUGACACAGCAAACAUGUCUCCUGAUGACCGUGCCAAACAACUGGAGAAGAACCAGGCAAUCUGUGAGGCUCACAAUGAGGUUGCAGUGCAGGGACAGUGUCGGCCAGAGGCUGACAAAGUCAACUUUCACUUUAUUGCCUUUGUCAAUGUAGAUGGACAGCUUUAUGAAUUUGAUGGGAGAAUGAAUGGAGCAGUGAAGCAUGGAGUGACCAAAGCGGACUCCUUCAUAACGGAUGCUGCCAGAGUGUGUCGUGGAUUUAUGGAAAGGGAGCAUGGGGAAGUCCGUUUCUCUGCGGUUGCCCUUUGUCAGAGUUAGAUAUUCCACAGGACACCAAAUCAAGCCAAUUGUUAACCAAAAUGUCUUGGAGCAUCCACAUGACAAACACAAUCAACAGGCACCCAGAGCAGCCUGUUUGCACACACAUCUGCAGACACUAUGCACUAUAAAGCACAUAUUGUUUCCGCAUAUUGCUCUCAUCUCAUGAACAAAGCAUUCUUUAGUUUUAGCAAACGCACACACAAACACAAUCAAAACCUUUUGUUCUGCCGACGCUAACCGAUGCAAGCUUGUCCAAACUCUGUGAUUUCAUCUAGCCGUGGAAAUUGUAAAACAUGAGGUCAGGUUUCACCACUGCUUGGGUGCAUAUCUGUAUUUGUCUUUUUGGUACUUAUUUUCUUGUGUGUACUCACUGGUGCAUCUGUGUCAAACUCAGAAGUCCGAUGCUUAAAUACCUUUUGUGCCAAUAAGAGUGAGAUGGAAAAGGCGAACACUUGUUUGGGGAAACUUGUUUCCCUGUUCCUCUGAAUGCCUUUGGUCGCUGUGUGGUUGAGUUUAUAACGAUCUGACAUUCCUCAGAAUAGCCCAAAUGUAUCCGUAGGAAUAAUUUGACCAUUGUUCAGAGCAUGCUUGCAACCUUUUGAGCGACGUUCUGACAUUUUUCUGAAAAACUGAGGUUUUCUUUAUGAAGUUUGAGAAUCCGAGUUGUUCCCUUUAUUUAAUUCACUGCUGUUUUGACAAAUGCACUUUAUUUGAGUUGAGUUUACAAUCCACAAAUAGUUAAAUACACCUUAGGUGUGCUAGUUUACCACAGGUAAAGUGAAACUCCCAGUCAAGAAGGAGACCAUCCAAAUAAAGUGCUACUGUAUGUUGGGUUGUAGUCUUGUAGUGCAGGGUUAGUAGUAUUGUCUAGGCUGUGUUCAACUGUUUACCUUUCUGCACUUUCCAGAUCCUAUGUUGCUGUAGUUCUACUAGUAAUGCAGCUGUGGGAAUUCAAUAAAGCAACCAUUAAACUUC